CAUCGUUACGACCGCGUCCAUUUAAAAAUAUUUUGUUUUAUUAUUUUUUUUAAGUUUCCUCAUCUUUAUAAAUUAUUUCACUCCAUAACCGAUAACUCCAUACACUCGGGCUAUUUUUGAAUUUUAAAAAUGAAAGUAAAUUCGAAUACAUGACAAUGCGCUCCGCAUUGUUGGAGUUUUAAUUUUUAUUUAAAUUUAAAUAUUUUUUAAAACUUUUUUACCCAUGCCAGAUACAUGUCAUUUGAAUGAAUUUUUUAUAAUAUGUGGUUACAUAAAAUAAGAAUGAAAGUUAAAUUCUUCUCCAAUUUAUAAAAAAAAAUUUUUGUUUUUUUUAAAAAUUAUUUAAAAUUAAAUUUUAAUGAUGAAGUUAAUAAAAGUGCUGGGUGUUAUUAAAUUUUCUGGCAGUGUUGUGAAUUUAUUAUAUUCAGUGUUUGUGUUUACAAUAAUAGUCUUUGGUCAAGUAAAUAAUGUUUAUGGAGAGUCAGAAAAAGUUGGAAUAUGCGCUAUGACUGGAUGCAACUGCACCAUUGUCGCAAAACAUUGGAUUAAUGUUAAAUGUAUUUUUACAGAUUAUGAGGAAGUAGAAUUACAUGAAGGGUCAAUUCCAGCUGACGCAUCAGAUGUCUCAGUGUCUCGUUGUCGGGAAUUAAAGAUCCACUCAGGAGCUUUUACAGGCGGUCCUCAACUGAAACGAGUUCACGUGACGGGAAUACACAGUGUUGUUGCUAAAACGCAAGCAUUUCACAAUAUAAGCGCACCGAAUCCACUUUUGGAAGUUACAGAGUGUAAUAGAGUUGUAUUGGAGUCACAGGCAUUCAAAAAUGCACGUGGGACGCUUUCUGUAUCUAUAUCGAGAUGUAAACACGUUGAAAUAAAACCAAAUGCAUUUUCUUGGUUACUUAGAUUUUCAAUUAGCGAAGUUACUAAUCUUGAAUUAUCGAGCAAUGCCUUUAAAUUUGAUGCACCACCACAUGGUCGUCAUGGGCCAGCGACUAAGAUAAUGUUCCAAACAGUCAAAAUAACGGAGUUUCCAAGUUCAGUAUUUCCGUCAGCAGCUGCUGAAAUACGCAUAGACAAUGUUCGGACAAAAGUUAUUCGCAAAGAUGCAUUUUGUGCAUUAUUAUUUCUCGGUGUUAGAAUAAGUAAUGCAUCAAUAACUGACAUCGAAGCUGGAGCAUUCAAUGACAAAACACUUAUUCAUAAUUUCGAGUUAAUCGACGUCAGAUUGCAGAAUGUAAAAAACGGGGCCUUCAAAGCUGCAUUUAAUAAUUUUACCAUACAGUAUUCACAAUUCAAUGAAAUUGAGAGCGGAGCAAUAGAAAUAUCAGCCGCCACAAUAGCAUUCAACAAUAAUUUAUUUCAUAGUCUUGGAAAAAAAUCAAUCACUUUGAAACAAUGGAGUAAAAUAGUAAUCGACAAUAAUAUGUUUACCGAAAUAGCUGAAGAUGCAAUCGUAGCAGAUGAAAUAGCCGACAAAACACCAGAACAACAACUCGAAUUUUCAUUUCGCGGCAAUAGAAUAGUCAACGCUGAAAAAAACUCACUGAGAUUUGCAUCAUUAAGUGAAAAAUCUAACAUAAAUAUUGCAACAGUCGGUAAUAAUUAUUUUGAAAAAAUAUGUACAUGUUUUAUCGAAGAUUACAUACGUGACAUAACUGGUAGAAACACAUCAGUCGAAUGGAUUAUGAAAUCCAGUUACUGUAUCGCAGGUGAAUUUUUAGAAAAAUGCCUAAAAGUACCUCAGGGAUAUUUAGAAAUGGGUAAUUUUACCACGACAAUUUGUAGUAAAAAUGAUAAUAUAGUUUGUGGUGAACCGUCUGAAAAACCCACAUCCAGUGUAAGUCCCCCGAGCGUCGGUCCCCAUGUUUACCCACGACAAAAUAGUUAUUUCGACGUCGAAAUGAGCGAUUCUGAACAAUUGGAACGGGAAAAACGUCUUAUCGUUAUAGUUUGUGUUGCUGCAGUCUUUGUAAUAAUCGCUAUUAUAUUAACUUCCGGUAUUUUGUACAUGAGACGUCGUGGGGUCUGUCCAAAGUUGACCUCAGGGCACUUGAUAAAUUUUACGAAUUCAUGGUUAUCACCAACAAGCGGAAUGACUGCUGCGACAUCAGCCCGUUCUAUUUCACGUCUCAGUAUAAAUGAAUAUGCUGGACUACGUCCAGAGACACGUAUUCUCAAUGUUGAAAACGAAGCAAUUAAUCAUCAGCUACAACAACAAGAUAGUGGAGAAACAGAAGAGGGUUUCACGUACACCGAGAACAAAGCAUCCCAAACAUUGCCAGAGGAAUUGACUGAAGAGUAUUUGAGAGAAUUACGUGACCGAUUGAAUGAUCCAGAUAAUUAUAGCCAAGCACGUGACAUGAUCGAGCACCUUUAUGAUCUUAUAAAGGUCGAAGAAAGUUGCAAUAACAAUAAUGACAACCGACCUACAUCAUUAAACGUCGAUGAUACUUACGACAUUAUUGCACCGCGAAUUCGCAGGCAGCGGAAUCAAAAACCGACGACAGAUAUGGGAACAAAAGUGCCGUCGCUAGAAAAAUUAUUGCCAAGUGAGCACAGUAUCGUUAAUAGACCGGCAAUUGCUGAGUACACUGAGCCAAAAGAUCUGAGAACAAGUGAUCAAAAUCAUCUUUACGCUGAAUUACCCGGUGAUGAAACUGUACCAAGUACUAGCAGACUUUCACAGCCAAUUUUAGCAGCAACUUUGGCUGCCGCGAGAGCGCCAUUACCACUGCCACCAGAUGUUGUCAAUGAUCAUCUUAUUAAUAAUAAUAAUAAUAAUAAUAAUAAUAAUAAUAAUAAUAAUAUUAGUAAUGAUAACCAUGAAAAACAGUAUUUAGAUCUUGAUGUCGAGCAUCCUUAUCAAGAAGCAAUAACCGAUAAAAAACAUCAGCCAAAGUCAUUAUUUUUUUUUAAGACACUCGGCGAAAGUUUGAAGGGUAAUAAAAGUAAUAGUAAUACUAAUAAUAAAAAAACUAACAGUUUGUUUGCGGAGUAUGCAGAUCCGAAUGAUGUAACGGCACAUCUUUAUUCAGAAUUACCCGAGCCACAGGGCUCUUCAACACCCGCUAGUAAAAUGGCAAAUCGACCGCUUCCGAUAAAACCAGACCAAGAGAAUGUUGCUAUUAAUUUGGCCAGGACGUGAGAGUUUAAAUUAUCGACAUCUGUGCCAAGUUUUAUUGUCUGUGAUAAAAUGUUUUUUUUUUUUAUCUUGAUUACUUGAUCGUUAAUUAUAAUUAAGUUUUUAAAUAGACAGUGACACUGUGGGAGUUUAAAUAAACGAAUUUUAUUGAUAACGAAACAAAUGUAUGAUUGAUAUUAAUUUCAAGUGAUUUGUGAACUCGAUUUAUUAAUUGAUAAAUCUGUAGUCGAGUGAUUUAUUUAUAGAGCUUAUUGAUAUUGAUGUGUAUAAUUGAAUAUUGUGAGACAUUUUUUCUUUCUUUUUUUUUGUAUUAUCGAAGUUGUAUUUAAUUAUUGUAUGUAACAGCUCAGUGGCUUUCGAACUUAGAUUUUAAACGAACGAAAUAAUAAUAUAAAACAAUACUUUUUUAAUACGUAUUUUAUAGUGGAUGUAUAUUGUAUAUAUUUU
This is a messenger RNA of Microplitis demolitor, 3589 nucleotides long. RefSeq lists its product as uncharacterized. The coding region runs from base 359 to 3145 and encodes 928 amino acids. Lineage: Eukaryota; Metazoa; Arthropoda; Insecta; Hymenoptera; Braconidae. The record is from RefSeq and is a predicted model, not a curated record. The transcript has 4 exons.